UACUAACUAUUGUCUUGCAGCAUAAAAUAAUACAAUAUGUGUUUUAAACUCAUGAAAGAUCAGACCUUUUUUUUUUUUUUUUUACCAAAGUUUAACUUAGUAUUUGAAAUCUGUGCAUUCUGGAGGAAGGGUCGAGCGACAGGGUGUCUUCGGGUCAGUAGAGAUGUAAUUUCCUUUACAUAGUUCAUCCUCUAGGUGCAUCUCAGUCAGAAAAGUAUAAACUUAAUUAAUCUAAAUUAAAUAAAUGCCAAUUUGGUAAUAUUUAAAAAAUUACUUUUAUUUUAUUUUUCUUUAACUAGAGAGCCACCAUGGAGAGAUAAAGAGCCAUGUGUGGCUUCAGGGCCGCAGGUCGCAGACCUGUGCUCUGACUGAAAAAGAAAUUAGUUAAUUUACUGGUAAUUUUUCCCUGAAUGGAAGCUAAAACAGUAACUACAUUACAGAAUAGAAAAACAAGAUUACUAGAAAAAGUAAGUAAUACAUUCUGACCGUCCAGUUUUGUCCCAUUUGGCAAAAUGCAUUUAUUCCAGAUUAUUACUUGAUUGAUUUUUAUAGUAACAGUCAGUUGCGCAAAAUGUUUUGUUCCAUCUCCACAUUUACACCUGCAGGAUUUCUACAGUCACAGCAACUGGGUUGAAUUAGGAAACAAAUUUCCCAACAUAAAUAUGAUCAGAAAGAACGCCACCAUUGGAAAACUUGCAGGUAAAACCAUAACUUAGAGAAAUUGUUUCAACAUUUAUUAGUCAAAAAAGAUGCCUAGAAUUUUAUGUUUCUCUGCAGCUAAAACCACUGCAACCUGUCGUAGCUGUAAUGGGGACGACUGCAGCAACAACAUUUUGGAGGAUAUAAUAGCAGGAAAUAUUUUGACAUCUGGAUACUCUGUUGUUCGGACUUUGUCUGGGAACAAACCGAAAGGAAAGUGCAGCCAUGGGAGUUUCCUUGAUGCAAUAAGUUUAGGCGAGCCUAAAGGUGGGAUCAACAAAGAUUCUUACACCUCCAGCCAUGGACAUCUUCACAGGGAAGCAGCAGAGCUGGCAAUAUCUGCAACGAGUCAGCUUCUGGAGGACAUUCGAAGAGCCACUGGGGACAGAGAAUUCCUUCAGUUGAUGGGAAUCUCAAAGGGAUCAAGUAAGGCUCUUUGUUUUGUGGUGGACACAACAAGAAGUAUGGGUGACGACAUUGCAGCAGUACGAACCGUCACUUCAAAGAUAAUUGAUAGUAAGGUUGGAACAGAGGAUGAGCCUUCACUCUACAUUCUUGUACCUUUCAACGAUCCAGGUGAGUUCCUAGAACUGCAAUUCAAUCCUGUACAAUAA
Molecule: messenger RNA, 1313 nt
Organism: Oryzias latipes (Japanese medaka)
Lineage: Eukaryota; Metazoa; Chordata; Actinopteri; Beloniformes; Adrianichthyidae
Source: RefSeq, a predicted model, not a curated record